AUGGAUCUCGUCAACCACCUUUCCGAUCGCUUGCUCUUUGCAGUCCCCAAGAAAGGCCGACUCCAAGCCGCGACGCUGGACUUGCUCUCAGGAUCCGACAUCCAAUUCAGACGAGAGACGCGACUGGACAUUGCACUAGUGAAGAACCUACCGCUGGCACUCAUCUUUUUGCCAGCAGCAGACAUUCCCACCUUUGUGGGUGAAGGCAGAGUUGACCUAGGCAUCACUGGCCGAGACCAAGUGGCCGAGCAUGACUCGCAACUCACUUUGGGCGAGGAAUCCGGGGUUGAGGAAAUCAUGGAUCUGGGCUUUGGACGGUGUAAGCUUCAAGUUCAAGUUCCCGAGAAAGGCCCCAUCCAGGACGUGAAGGACCUAGUGGGCAAGAACGUGGUGACGAGUUUCACGGGAUUGGCAGAGGACUAUUUCGCCCGCCUCGAAGGCAUGGGCUCACGCAAAGAGAGCAUCAACGGGACGGCGAGUCCGAUCCCGAAAUUGAAGACGAAAAUCAAGUUUGUCGGCGGCAGUGUCGAGGCCGCCUGUGCGCUGGGCGUGGCAGAUGGUAUUAUCGAUUUGGUCGAGUCCGGCGAGACCAUGAGGGCCGCUGGUCUUAAGGCUAUUGAGACAGUUGUCGAAAGUACCGCCGUGCUGAUCAAGUCCAAGUGGGUGUCGAAUGAGAAGUUGGUCGACUUGAUCGCCGCCAGAAUACGCGGUGUAAUUACGGCUCAGAAAUAUGUCUUGUGCCAGUACAAUGUCCCCAGGGACCGGUUGGCUGCUGCCACAAAGAUCACGCCUGGAAAACGUGCUCCUACUAUCACUGCCCUCGAAGAGCCGGAUUGGGUCGCUGUCAGCUCGAUGGUCGAGAAGAAAAAUAUCGCCACGGUCAUGGACGAGUUGACUGCUGUCCAAGCUACGGACAUUUUGGUCCUUGACAUCGCCAAUUCACGCACUGGUUAA
Molecule: messenger RNA, 954 nt
Organism: Exophiala dermatitidis NIH/UT8656
Lineage: Eukaryota; Fungi; Ascomycota; Eurotiomycetes; Chaetothyriales; Herpotrichiellaceae
Product: ATP phosphoribosyltransferase
Exons: 1
Coding region: 1-954 (317 amino acids)
Biological process (GO): L-histidine biosynthetic process
Cellular component (GO): cytoplasm
Molecular function (GO): magnesium ion binding; ATP phosphoribosyltransferase activity
Source: RefSeq, a predicted model, not a curated record